AUGGCUUCAGCUAGCGGCUCAAAGGAUUAUCCCCAAAGAUUGUACCCGGAAGGCAAAUCUCUUUUGCUGAAGAAGAGUUGUCAUCAUAACUGCAAGCUUCAUGAGUUCAUCAUGAUGAUCAGGGAUCACCUUGGGGAAGAAAUUUACAACGACAUCAUGAAUAAUUCUCAAGUUGGCGUGCUACUGAAGCUUGCAUUGACUUCGUUCAUAUGGAGUGCUAAGAAGGUUCAGUAUUUUGUGAGCAACCAACUGAAGGUGGAUAGGAAUCAUGAGUUAUGGACUCUUAUUGGAGGUCGCCCGGUUAGAUUUUCACUCUUAGAGUAUGCUGAAAUCACGGGGCUAAACUGUGACCCAAUUGAUCCCAAUGACAAGUUGGAAAUAGAUCACACCGAAUUUUGGGCCGAGAUUGGAGUGAGAGGUGGGGAAGGCCCUAAUUGGAAUGAGUUAGAAGCUCGGAUGAAAACUUGCCAAGCAUGGACUUAUGAGAAGAAGAAGAUGUUGGCGUUGCUUUUCAUUUUGCAUGUUGGCGUAUUGGGACUUCACCGCAACAGUCGAAUCCCGUUGGCUUUAGCCAAAACAGUUAUGGAUGAAGCAGCUUUCGAGAGACAGCCGUGGGGUCGUUAUGGAUUCCAUGAACUAAUUUAUUCCAUCAAGAUUGCUAACUUGGGGGGAGCACGAUACACUCUCCACGGAUGUGUACAGGCAAUGCUUGUUUGGGGUUAUGAGUGCAUCCCUAUAUUGGCUGAGAGAGCAGGGAAAAUACGCCCCGAUGUAGAUGACUCGGUUGUUCCUCUUCUUAGGUGGACUUCAUCACGGUGUCGUUAUGUUUUCGAGACUCUUUUGGAGAUGGAUAAGAGUGAAACCGAGGACCACAAGGUUCGGGUUAGACAUCUAAUGGUGGUGAAGCCCUUGGAGGAAAUAUAUCCUGUCUGGGAAGGAGAACCCCGACGUGGCGAUGCAACAGGUGGCGCUGCAACAGUUCAGACGCCGAAACAGUCGAAGAGGAAGUUGGAAACUCCACGCGUGGAGAAGAAAAAGAAAGAGAAGGUGAAAGAGGCUGAAGCAACGGAUUCAACUCCGAGAAGCAAAAGGAGAAGGGAAAGAGAGGCAAGGAAAGAAGAGACGAAGCACGAAAACAAGGAGAAAAAGAAACUUAAGAAGGAGGAUGAGGAAGAAAGGUUGUUUCUCGGCUAUCGGCGGCUGUAUGCCUAA
Messenger RNA from Eutrema salsugineum, 1212 nucleotides. RefSeq lists its product as uncharacterized. NCBI's taxonomy places the organism in Eukaryota, Viridiplantae, Streptophyta, Magnoliopsida, Brassicales, Brassicaceae. Bases 1 to 1212 code for a protein of 403 amino acids. The record is from RefSeq and is a predicted model, not a curated record. The transcript is spliced from 3 exons.